Molecule: messenger RNA, 1437 nt
Organism: Xenopus laevis (African clawed frog)
Lineage: Eukaryota; Metazoa; Chordata; Amphibia; Anura; Pipidae
Gene: optc.S
Product: opticin S homeolog
Exons: 7
Coding region: 332-1294 (320 amino acids)
Biological process (GO): bone development; articular cartilage development
Cellular component (GO): gel phase of interstitial matrix; extracellular matrix
Source: RefSeq, a predicted model, not a curated record
CUAAACAAGGUUUAUGUUUUUUUAGGUGUAGAAGAAAAAUAUUUAAUUGCCACCCCCCCCCCACACACACACACAGACACACACAGACAAACCACAGUAACAACUAAUUGUAUACUACUGUGGCCUGAGGUCACUGGGUCUUAUUGCAGGACUUAUACUGACAGCUGCACCAACAGACCUGAUUGGUCUUCUCCACUUCUGUCAUUUUUCUAUUCUACAGGUUGCACUCCAGUGUGUGCCUAAAGGACUCAUUUAAGAUUUUUUCCAGCUAACUGAACUUGCACUAAGGGUGUUAUAAAAAAGAACUUCUCACUAGGAACAAAUCAACAUCAUGUACCUCUUUAUUGCUUUGUGUGUCUCUGGUAUUGCCCUCUGUUCAGCUCCUCCAUCCCCUGGGGCUAGCAGAAAUAACAAGGAAAAGCACAGAAGUGGAGAAAACAUAAAGCUGGUUGACUACAAUAUUAAUUAUGAGGAAUCUAUUGAUAUAAGAAAAUAUGAGGAACUUCAUGAUUAUUAUGACCAUGAACCCAAGGAAGUUCAUACACUGACUCCACUGAAUAAAAAGUCUGGCCUACUGACAAACCAGGGGACUGAGAAUCCCAUCACACUACCCAGUAUUCCAAAACCAUCAGAACAUAGUCUGUUUGGAUCCAUGACUGAGCAAGGCCUCCCUAUCUGCCUGGUUUGUGCUUGCAUUGGAACUUCAGUCUACUGUGAUGAUGUGGACCUGAACGGUAUUCCCCCUCUACCCAAAGACACUGCUUACUUGUAUGCACGUUUUAACAGAAUCACUAGAAUAAACAACAAUGACUUUAAAGGGCUAAACAAACUGAAACGUGUGGAUCUCUCCAGUAAUUUUCUGUCUAAGAUUGAUGAUGAUGCCAUUCAUUUCCUGCCAUCCCUUCAAGAGCUUAUCCUUUCUGAGAACCAACUUAAGGCUCUGCCUGAGUUACCCUCAAGCCUUACUCGCUUAGAUGUCCAGUAUAAUCAGUUGCAAAGUUCUGGGAUCCAGACAGAUGCAUUUAAGGAUCUUACCAGUUUGGAGUACUUGUAUCUUUCAAACAACAAACUGGACUAUAUUCCUGUGCCACUCCCUUACAGUCUACGGUCCCUUCACCUGCAGAAUAACAACAUUCAAACAAUGAACCUUGAAACCUUCUGUGAAAGCAGAGACCUCACGUUUAUAAGACGGAACUUGGAGGACAUUCGAAUGGAUGAUAAUCCAAUCAAUCUCAGCAAAUUUGUACAUGGCUAUUUCUGUCUUGUCCGACUUCCUACUGGUUCCUACUACUGAACUCUAUACACAAAUACACCUUCUAAAAAUGUCUCAGAUAGAUCUUAUUUGGCCAAUAGAAAAAGUGUAAUUUCUAGCUUUCAAGCUGAACAUAACUUUACAAAAAUUAUUCAUAUAAUUACUAAUAAAAGCAAGGUGUUAAA